This is a messenger RNA of Eublepharis macularius, 2217 nucleotides long. RefSeq names its product zinc finger protein 501-like. Bases 273 to 1721 code for a protein of 482 amino acids. The transcript has 6 exons. NCBI's taxonomy places the organism in Eukaryota, Metazoa, Chordata, Lepidosauria, Squamata, Eublepharidae. Gene Ontology annotation, molecular function: DNA-binding transcription repressor activity, RNA polymerase II-specific. The record is from RefSeq and is a predicted model, not a curated record. Gene Ontology annotation, biological process: negative regulation of transcription by RNA polymerase II.
GCUCCAAAAGCAGGGGAGAGGAUGCGUUUCCCAAGAGAGAUAAUGGUUUCUUAGAGCUGGAGUUGAAGCUUAGCCAUUUCUCUGAAAGAAGGGCCAUCUUGGAGGGCGUGCUGAGCAGCUUCAAAGCAUCGUUACUGCUGGAGCUGGAAAGCCUCACAGUUUUUCCUUUUCUUCCCACAUCACCUCUGUCAGACUCCAGAACAACGUCCCCACUUUGUGUGAGAGUAUCCAAUCCUAAACAGUGUGGAAGGGAAACUGAUGCUGUAAAACUGAUGCAGGGUCUGCUGACGUUUGAGGACGUGGCCGUGCAUUUCUCGGAGGGGGAGUGGGCCCUGCUGGACCCCACUCGGAGGGCUCUCUACAGGGACGUCAUGAAAGAGAACUACGAGAAUAUGAUCUCGCUGAUUCUGGCCAUCACAAAACCCGACAUGAUCUCUCAGCUGGAGCGAGUGGGCGAGCCGUGGGCAGAGGAGCUAGACUGUGCUGGGCAAAACAAAGAAAAUGCUGAUCGAGUAAGAGAGAACAGCAAUGGGGACCUUCAGCUGGAGAACUCUGAGCUUGUGGACUCACAUUGGAUGUUGUUGAGACGAGAUGAGGAGGCCACACCCCAGCCCCACAAAAAGGAAGAAGCCCCCAGGACUCAGCUAGGAUUAAAGAAGCUGCGGGCAAACCCCCUGGUGGAGAAAGUGCAAGAGCCCGUAAUUCUUACGGGCAAGAACAUGGGUACUGCAGAAACAGGGAAGGAGACCCAAGCGGUGUGCUCUCUGUGUGGGAAAAGCUUUAAUAACAGAGCAAGUCUGAUGAGGCACCAGAGGAUCCACACAGGGGAGAAACCGCACAUCUGCAUGGAUUGUGGGAAAAGCUUCAACAAGCGGUCUAAUCUCAUUACCCACCAGAGAAUCCACACGGGCGAGAAGCCAUACAGCUGCAUGGAUUGUGGGAAAAGCUUCAGCCUGAGCUCGAGCCUUGUCAGGCACCAGAGAAUCCACACGGGGGAGAAGCCGUACCAGUGCUCAGUCUGUGAAAGAAGCUUCAAUCAGAAACCCUCGCUCAUUGUUCACGAGAGAACCCAUCGGCGGGAGAAGCCGUACAAGUGCUCAGCUUGUGAAAAAAGCUACAGUCAUGUGACGAGCCUGAUGGCACACGAGAAAAUUCACCGUGAAGAAAAGCCGUACAAAUGCCCCAAGUGCGAGAAAAGGUUCAGCUUCAGCUCGCAACUCACCACACACCAGAGGAUCCAUGUGGAAGAGAAGCCGUACAAGUGCUCGGUCUGCAAGAGGGGGUUCAGCCGGCCCUCCAGCCUGGUGGUGCAUGAGAGAAUCCACACGGGUGAGAAGCCGUACAAGUGCGCAGAUUGUGAAAAAAGUUUCCCUUCGAACUCAAGUUUGUUGAGACACCAGCUGACCCACACAGAAGAGAAACUGGGCACAUGCUCGGAUUGUGGGAAAAGCAUUGCUCCCAGUUCAGGCAUCCAGAGAAUCCAGGCAGGACGGAAACUGUCUCGGUGCAUAGACUGUGAGAAACGGUUCAGCUUGGGUUCUGCUUGUAUCUCCCGGGGAGAGAGUCGUUGCAAGGAUCAGAGACCUUCUAACAAGCUGGCCAGGGGCCAGCAUUUUAGCAUCCAAACUAUUGAUCCUGCAGCAGUACAAAGAGAGGGCAGUACCUUUUGGCAAAGCUCUCAGCCCAUUCAUUAUCAAAUUAACUACAUAGGAUGGGAGUGAAAACAAUUAAGGGGAUCUUCUCUUGAGGCAGGGAGGGAAGGCAGCGCGGUACAGCCUGAUCUCGUCAGAUCUUGGUACUUGGGUGGGAGACCACCAUGAAUGAUUCUACUGAGGAAGGCAAUGGCGAAGUACCUCUGCUUCUUCUCGCUUGCCUUGAAAGCCUCUCGAUGGGGUCACCAUAAGUCAGUUUUGUCUUGACGGCACAUAUGUCCCUCUCUUGCACAUAUUCCGUUGUUUUGAUGGCACCGGUGCAGGAGAAUGUCCCAGUGGAACAUGCUCCCACAUUGUGCCCUUUAGGUGUCUUAGGUUGUCUGAGGGGAAAAGCAAAGGCAAACAAAAGCAGACACCCAUCCUUGGCGCUGGUCCGUUUCUAACAUCUGAGACCAUUCUGGGUAAGCGAGAAAAUAGAGAAACACAUUCCCCACCCCCACCCCUCUGGAGACAUAACGUUCUGAUUAUUUUCCAUCUUGGGAAUUAAUAAAACAGUAUUGUCUUG